This is a messenger RNA of Solanum lycopersicum (tomato), 774 nucleotides long. RefSeq lists its product as uncharacterized. The record is from RefSeq and is a predicted model, not a curated record. NCBI's taxonomy places the organism in Eukaryota, Viridiplantae, Streptophyta, Magnoliopsida, Solanales, Solanaceae.
AUGUCACACCCUAUCCUGGUGUCGACAAGCGAUCUGAUAUAUCCCCCUAGAUUUAGCCCCUAUGCUAACACAUCCAAUGUCGUAGGAACUUCUAUGAUGCGCCCUUCGAAUACGCCUGUGAUAAGUAAUCCACUCUUUGUCUCAACUGCCCCGACUAACAACAUCCCGCAGCCAACGACGGUGCCCAAAUCCAAUAGCGAUCCUCCGCCCAAUGUUCGGCGUGAUCAGAGUUACACUCUUGAAGAGGCCAUUAAAAUUCCAAGCUCUUAUCCCCACAUUCAUCAAUAUAGUUCCUCUGUCGAAAUUGAGAAGAUGGUCAAGAAUGAGGAACAUGACGAAAUGACUAAGAAAAUGAAGAGUUUGGAACAGAGUAUAAGAGAUAUGCAAGGACUAGGAGGCAUCUCUUUCAGUGACUUAUGUAUGUUUCCUCACGUCCAUUUUCCUGUUGGUUUUAAAACUCCAAAGUUUGAAAAAUACGAUGGUCACGGAGACCCCAUAGCUCAUAUAAAGAUAUAUUACAACAAAUUGAGGGGUGCAGAGGGCAAAGAAGAGCUACUUAUGGCGUUUUUUGGGGAAAGCUUAGUAAGGAUUGCAUCUGAAUGGUUCAUAGAUCAAGAUAUCAUCAACUGGCACACAUGGGGUUAUUUGACUCGAUGUUUUGUACAACAAUGCCAAUAUAAUAUUGACAUUGUGCCAGAUCGCUCAUCGUUAGCCAACACAAGGAAAAAGACCACGCAAAACAUUCAUGAAUAUGCUAUCAGGUGGAGGGAAUAA